CGAGAAAAGGUCAAMACUCUUUGGAGGGAGRUCAAUCAUUUUGCAAUCUCUUUCGACGUUUCUUGGAGCUUUUAAGGACUUCAAGCAAUCAUUAGAAUGGCUAAAGAACUGCCCUCCUUGAGUGGUCAUGUAUGCUUGGUUACUGGUGCUUCUAGAGGAAUCGGAAAAGGGAUAGCUUUGAUGUUAGGGAAAGCUGGAGCUACUGUUUAUAUUACUGGGCGAACAUUGGUUUCAACAGAUGGUAAAACUGGAUCUCUUACUGAUGUAGCUAAAGAGGUUGAGGAUCAAGGUGGUGUGUGCAUCCCAGUGCAGUGUGACCAUGGUAACGAUGACCAAGUAAAGAGUGUGUUUGACAAAAUAAAAGCAGAACAAAAUGGACGUUUUGACUUGUUAGUAAACAACGCCUACAAAGGUGUCAAGAGAAUUUUUGAUACAGCAGGAAAACCAUUCUAUGAACAGCCUCUUAACACAUGGGAUGAAAUCAAUAAUGUUGGAUUAAGGUCCAACUAUGUUGCAGCAUAUUAUGCAGCCCAGAUGAUGGUACCAAACAAGCAUGGCCUCAUUGUUAAUGUGUCGUCAGCRGGGGGUUUGGCAUAUUUGUUCAACAUUCCAUAUGGAGUAGGAAAGGCUGCUAAUGACCGUAUGAUGGCUGAUAUGGCAGUUGAAUUGAAGAAAAGCAAUGUUGCAACAAUCUCUCUGUGGCCAGGGCCAGUAAAUACUGAAUUUGUGUCAUCAGCCCUGCAGUCACCGGAUGCGAACGACAGAAUGGCUUCUGUUUUCAAAGAUGCAGAGGAUCCUACAUUCUCAGGAAAAGCUGUAGCUUGGUUGGCUGCRGACUCAAACAUCAUGAGCAAGAGUGGAAGUAUUCAAAUUGUGGCGGAGUUAGCAAGAGAAUAUGGUUUUUCUGAUGUUGGAGGGAAUGUGCCUCUUUCAUUUCGCCAAGUCAAGUUUUUAGUAAAAAGGACCUAUCCUAGUCUUCAAUGGAUGGUCCCAGAAUUUCUGUAUGUCCCAGGUUGGGUCCUUGGAGCUCAAUUUCACAGAUUUAAAACACCAUCAAAGAUGUAAAAAAGUACAAAUUGUUAACAAUUAUAGAGCAAACGCAGGAAAACCAUGAAAUAAUAUCAAAAUAAAUACUAACAAAUAGCAAYUAUUUGGAGACAAUUUGUCAGUAUCAAUGAAACAGAACGCAAUAAAGAUGGUCCCAUGUUGAUUCAUCUUGAAUCAUUGUUUUUCUGGUUCAUUGAUACAGACAAAUUGUCUCUAAAUAGCCACUUAUUUGUUAGUAUUUAGUUUGAUUAUAUUUCAUGGUUUUCCUGCAUUUGCUCUAUUGUAUUUGUUUUCUAUAUAUAUGCAUAUAAUUGCAAUAGCGUUGUCAUAGUACAAAGAACAUUGUGCUUUGGUAAAAAGGAAUAAAUGAAAAAAAAAAAAAGAUUAAAUGAAGUAAUGUAUUCCUUUUGAUUGUAAAUGUUUUCUAUGAAAACGUUUUUGCAAUUAAGUGUAUGAUUAUGAUUUUAACAAUGAAAGAAAUUGAUUAUAAUAAGAUAUUUACGUUUAUAUCAUUGGUUGAUUAUCUUUGUGAAGUCACCAUAGUAACAGUGAAAUGCUUACAUAAUUAUUAUGUAAUUUUAGGCGAGGUAAAUUGCUCUAUCACAUAAUUACGUCACACCAAAACAUUCUAUUGCUUUAAUGCUAAGGAUUAUGGUCACUAGAGGGGAUUAGAGUGACUGCAUAUCAAAUAAAAAUCUUUCGGAAAGAAUAUUUUGAUAGGUCCAAAUUUCUAGUCCUUCUGAGCAUCUAUCCACAAUGUAAACGUACUGUGACGUCAUUAUGCCAUAGGGCAGCUAUCAUGUGAUUUUUGAAAACAGCUCAGUCUGAAAAAAAUUAUACCAGAAAACAAAUCUCAAGAGAAUACUUUUAAGUAUUAAAACAUACCUUAACGUAUUAAACCGGCAUUAAAAAAAAGACUUACAUAUGAUUUCACGAUGAUUUCACGGAUAGAGUGGUUUUCAUAAAGCCGUGAAAUACACUUGAGGUCACUACACUUUACCUCUCUUUAUAUUAGAGUGGUUUUGAUUCACACUUUAUUACACUUUGACUGUUACACUUUGUUUCACGGGUUAAUGAAAUCCACUCUAUAGCUAUCAUAGUACGGGUUCUCUGAUUGGUCAAAUGUAACUAUUUCACCAGUAAACGCACGGAUGCGAAAAUGCUUUCUUGGUAAAAUAAACUACUUGGAAUAUUGGGGAAACGCUUUUUCGUGUUCUCCUGACAUCUCGUUUGGAGUUCACCAGGAACGCACAAAAAUGUUUUGUUUAUUGCUGAAUUAUUUUGCAAGUUUUUCUUUGUUUUUUUUUUUUUUUUUUUCGGUGUAUCUCAUUUUAUUGCAGUUUGACUUUUACACUUUUUUUCGCGGGUUUUUGAAGCAAAUCACUAUAUAAGUAACAAUUAUAGAGAAUAUACGUACAGAUGUAUCUAAUCCAAAAUCAAACAAUAACCAGACAGAAUAUGUCGAUAGAUUAUCAGUUAAAUUGGUCAUUAAACGAUGCAGCAUCGAGGCACUGAUUUAAUUUUAUGAAUUAAAAGUUUUAAAACAUC
Messenger RNA from Exaiptasia diaphana, 2595 nucleotides. RefSeq names its product dehydrogenase/reductase SDR family member 1. The transcript has 10 exons. Bases 97 to 1065 code for a protein of 322 amino acids. The record is from RefSeq and is a predicted model, not a curated record. Lineage: Eukaryota; Metazoa; Cnidaria; Anthozoa; Actiniaria; Aiptasiidae.